Impatiens glandulifera is the source of this 820-nucleotide messenger RNA. RefSeq names its product NEDD8-conjugating enzyme Ubc12-like. Lineage: Eukaryota; Viridiplantae; Streptophyta; Magnoliopsida; Ericales; Balsaminaceae. The record is from RefSeq and is a predicted model, not a curated record. Gene Ontology annotation, cellular component: nucleus. Gene Ontology annotation, biological process: protein neddylation. The transcript is spliced from 6 exons. Gene Ontology annotation, molecular function: NEDD8 transferase activity. Bases 128 to 673 code for a protein of 181 amino acids.
CCUAACCAUUAAAGACGCAUCAGGCAAAAUAAAAGCAAGCCUCUUGAAGAAAAUUCAGACUCUCUCUCUGUAGGAUGAUUGAUUUACAUCAGAUUGAUAUGAACCUCAAUUUCUAGUUGCAGUCAGGAUGAUUAGGAUAUUUAAAGUUAAGGAGAAACAGAGGGCAGAAAGUGCCCUUGGAACAACUCAUGUGAAGAAGCAAAGUGCUGGAGAAUUGCGUCUCCACAAAGAUAUUGGUGAGCUGAACUUACCUAAGUGUUGUAAUGUUGCAUUUCCCAAUGGUAAGGAUGACCUGAUGAACUUUGAAUUCACAAUUCAGCCUGAUGAAGGAUAUUACGUAGGCGGCACCUUUCUUUUCUCCUUCCAAGUUCCCCCUGUAUAUCCCCACGAGCCACCAAAAGUCAAAUGCAAGACAAAGGUUUAUCAUCCUAACAUUGACUUGGAGGGAAAUGUUUGUCUUAAUAUCCUGAGGGAAGAUUGGAAACCCGUCCUCAAUGUAAAUACAGUUAUUUAUGGGCUCUUCCAUCUUUUCAUGCAACCUAAUCAUGAAGAUCCUCUGAAUCAUGAAGCAGCCGAGGUUCUGAGAGAUAAUCCAAAGUUGUUCGAGUCAAAUGUGAGAAGGGCAAUGAGUGGCGGAUAUGUAGGCGGUACCCACUUUCUCAGGUGCAUUUAGCUUCUUGGCUUUGCUCAGGUUUGUUCGACAAUCUUUCAAAAUUGUUGAUUAUCAAACAAAAUAAUUGUGUUUGCCAUCAAUCAUCCUAUGUAUUUUGUUGUAAAACUAACUGCAUAUUAUAAUAUCAUUGAUCAAGUACACUAUGAA